UCUUUGAUUAUAUAUACUCUCCAGGUCUGCUCAGUCUCAGCAUUGCAGUUCUAAUCAAGACGAACACUGACUCUGACUGAAGACCAUGGAGAGAACAGCAGUCCUCUUUGUUCUCCUCAGCUUCUGCAUCACCUCCCUGGCUCUGGAGUGUAGAGUGGUUCCAGGCAGGCUGAAGCAGAUUGAUGUUUCGAACGGUCAAGUGUUUGGGGUCAACUCCAGCAAUCACAUCUACACCCUGUACAGCAACAGCUGGAUCCAGGUUCCUGGAUCUCUGAAGCAUGUCAGUGUGGGACCUGCUGGCGUCUGGGGAGUCGAUUUCAACAAUUACGUCUACAAACUUGGGAGAGGAGAUUGGGUUUUUGUUCCAGGCCUGCUGAAACAGGUGGAUGCAGGAGGAAUGGUCUCUCCAGCAGGUGUCAACAUGAAUGAUGAUAUCUACUGCCUUACUGGGGGGCAAGGUUCUUCCUGGAAGCAUAUCCCAGGAAAGCUGAAGUACCACAGCUGUGGGCCGUACAGCUGCUGGGGAGUCAACGCUGCAGACAACAUCUACAUUAUGAAGGGUGUGACUCCAACUGCUUGUGGUGGCUCCUUAAACUGGCAGCAGAUAUCUGGAGCUCUGUCCAUGAUCGAAGUCUCCACUGAUGGAAAAGUCUAUGGGGUUAAUUCCAAUGGACAUGUUUAUAGGAGAGAGGGUGUUUCACCAAGUAACGCUGCUGGCACUGUGUGGCGCCAAGUGCCGUCUCCUCAGAAAGUCAAACACGUUUCCUAUGAUCUCGGCCACCUGUGGCUCAUCGGCAGAGAUGACAGCAUCAUGGACUGCACCGAAUAAAAGGAGCGAGACCUCUAGCGCCCUACAGUCAAGUUCAGAUCAGAUGUCCCAUCCCUUCUUAGAGUCUCUGGGGAUGAACAGCAGCAAAAAAGAAAUAGUUAUGAUCUAUAAUCAACUCUUUCCUGAUUAAAUUUCCACCUUUUCUAUUGCAUUUAACCAAAUCUUUCACAUGUUGCUAGGCUGAAAAAGAAGGUAAUAUUAAGCCCAAUGAAAUAAAUCUUUAUUUUGAUUAAUCAAAUUUGAAUCCAGUGUUAUUUUUUCAUUUCAUACAUUCUAUGAUUUAAGGGCUUUGUGUUGAAAGUCCAGGGUACUAAGAAAGAAGCAGAUACUUUUAGUAAAGUGUUGCUCUUGAAAAAACAGAAGUCCUCUAUUUAGAUUUCUACUUGCAUACUUAAUUAUAAUUAAUGUAUUUAAGUAUCAAAUGUAAAAGUACUGAGUAAUUCUAGCUGCUUUAGAAUAGCUGUGCUAUUACAGACACUUUUAUUGUGCUCACCCAGGGAAUCUAAGUCCUGUCUGCUGGAUGGAGAGCAGAAGUGUUACCCACUACACUGUACUCAACCACCAGCCACUAGUACUAUGCAUUGAUGGCCAGGCUGGUCUCCUCAGUGAGUUACAUCAAAUGGAGAGUUCACCAAUAAGAACCGGCUGUUUCAGCUCCUAAACAGCUCUCAUUCAACGGCAUUGCCAGUUUUAUAAGUAUGUGUUUUUAUUU
Colossoma macropomum (tambaqui) is the source of this 1541-nucleotide messenger RNA. Its product is annotated as fish-egg lectin-like. The record is from RefSeq and is a predicted model, not a curated record. Bases 86 to 829 code for a protein of 247 amino acids. Lineage: Eukaryota; Metazoa; Chordata; Actinopteri; Characiformes; Serrasalmidae. The transcript is spliced from 5 exons.